CAGCGCUCAUCUUCAUCGCAGACACCUGUCCUGAAGACUGAAGAGAUAAACCCAGUUCCAGACAGACAUGGAGACCUCCGUUGAACAGGCUCGCUGGGUUUCCUCCUUCAUGGUAUCAUCAGAGGUAAUGCCCUCUUACCCAACUGACUCCAGCUAUAUGGUCCACAAUGAAGAGGGUUUGAUGUUCCCCGGCAUUGAUGCCGAUUACAGCAGCCUGCCAUCUUUGUUCAACAGCCCGGUCCAUGGCUGUUCAUCUGGAGCUUUUCAAAACAGCCCAGUAUAUCCCGUUUACUCCUCUCCAUUCCUCGGAAACCUGUCCUGGCUGGAAAGUUCUAAAAGCCUCCAACCUCUAACCAACCUCUUCCCAUCAUCCUGGCACAGCAGUGCUUUUUCUAAGACGUCCACGUCAUCCUUCCACAGUUCCACGGCCCUCUCCUCUGCCAGACCGCCUUGUUCUACCCUCCACUUCCCUAUCCAGCAUCAAAAGGUGACCAAUGGUGUGCAGGAGAGCAUGAAAAGAGAUAGACAGAGUCCUUCUGGAGAUGGGGAGGCGUUUUUUGGAGGUGUGUUUACCCCUACAGUGAGUGACGUGCAUGUGCAGGCAGACCCUUUAAAAACCAGAGAGCCGCAUGAGUGUGUGAACUGUGGGGCCACUGCAAGCCCUCUGUGGCGGCGUGAUGGAACGGGACACUACCUCUGCAACGCCUGCGGACUGUACCACAAGAUGAACGGAGAGAACAGACCCCUCAUCCGACCCAAAAAGAGACUGGUCACCAGUAAGCGAACAGGAACUCAGUGUGCGAACUGUCAGACCAGCACCACCACGCUGUGGAGACGCAACGCCAGCAGAGAGCCUGUGUGUAACGCUUGCGGACUCUAUUUCAAGCUUCACAAUGUGAACAGACCGCUGACUAUGAAGAAGGAAGGCAUUCAGACACGGAACCGUAAAAUGUCCAUCAAGAACAGGAAAGGGAAAAGUUUUAGCGUCACAGAGGAGAAUCUGUAUUUUUCAAAGAAUCCUGUGUCAGAUCAGCAUUUCGACUUGUAUGCUCAGAGUCCAGGAGCUCUGGGCGCCUACAGCCACUCUUCCCAAUCACUGCCGCCCACCGCUGCCUUCCACAGCCACGCCAGCCUGCCUUACCCAUACCACCCACCGGCUGCCAUCUUACCCAGCAUGAUGUGACGGAAACUGGACAGAAGACUGAGUUCAUGGAAAGCUGGAAUAAGUUGUACAAAAACACUCACUACUGCCCAGCCGUGUGCUCACAUACUCAGUAUAAACAUACUUACAAGCUAAACUAACGCAGAUGCAUGAAAAUCUUGGCACACAUAAUAGCUGACAUGCAAUGCAUUGCAAACAAAACAUCAAAUCAUGUGCAUUUAUUUUAAAGAAAGAACAAACAAACUUUUCAAGUUUGUUUGAUUUGAAAAGUUCGAAAGAUGACAAAUAUUACAACCCUUUUUUUUGAGGCAUUAGUGUAGCAUGUCCAUAGUUUGAGGUCAGUAAGAUUUGUAUUUUUAAAGAAAUUAAAACUUCU
This is a messenger RNA of Carassius auratus (goldfish), 1538 nucleotides long. Its product is annotated as transcription factor GATA-3-like. The transcript has 6 exons. Gene Ontology annotation, biological process: positive regulation of transcription by RNA polymerase II; cell fate commitment; negative regulation of transcription by RNA polymerase II. The record is from RefSeq and is a predicted model, not a curated record. Gene Ontology annotation, cellular component: nucleus. Gene Ontology annotation, molecular function: zinc ion binding; DNA-binding transcription factor activity, RNA polymerase II-specific; RNA polymerase II cis-regulatory region sequence-specific DNA binding. Bases 68 to 1183 code for a protein of 371 amino acids. Lineage: Eukaryota; Metazoa; Chordata; Actinopteri; Cypriniformes; Cyprinidae.